AUGUCGCCAGCGUUCAAUUCCGGGGACUCGUUCUCCACCCGCCGCGACUUCGCGCUCGCCGUGUGGAACUGGGCAGCGCAAGAAGGCUACGCCUUGCACCAUGAGGUCGCCAAUCCCACCCGCGACGCAUUCACCUGCGCCGAGAAGCAUGUCCCGAAGUACGUCCGCGACACUCGCGUUACUUGCGCCUUCCUUCUCACCGCCACCUGCAAGUCCGGCGAACUCGACUGGACCGUCUCGACUUGCGACCUCGAGCACUCGUGCGAUCCCGUCAUCCGACUUCGCAGGAUGGACGACAGCAGGCGGCGUGCUCGAAAGAAAGUCCAGGCGCUGAGCGAGUCAUCGGAGGAGACGAAGAGGGAGACCAGCGGUGGGCACGUCGAAGAACAGGAUGACGGGACAACCUCUGAGUUGGACCGCCCGGUGGAUGACGGGAGGAACGCGCGCAGCGGCGGGAAGACCCAGCACCGCUCUUCUCAGCGUCUAAAGGACAAGCAGAGCAAGGACGGGAAGAAGACUGUGAAGUUGCCGCCUGAGCUGGAGUUUCCCACAGCAGCCGAGCUUCGCGACGACAUCCAGGAAUGCAUCGAGGCUGGCGAAACUUCGCUUCCGUCGCCGGACGAAGACUUCGCUGAGGGCUAUCGCCUCGCCGCCCGUCUGCACACCUUCGCACAGACACAGGGCUUCGUCAUUCGCGCAGUCAAGGUCGGCUCCUACCGCUGUGCCAAGUCCCAAUGUCCCGUCCGACUUGCUGGUCGUUGGGACGCUGACAGGGAGGUAUGGAGGCUUACGGAGCAGAAUCUCGACCAUUCGCAUAUCAUUUCCGGCAGCGACGGUGGCGCGGAUGCGAUGGAUGUGCGGGGCGACGCCGACAAGGAGAUUGGACGACUUGGAUCGAAGACGGCCGCUACCACCGCCACAGCCUCGCCGACGCCAGGCGCUCCCCUCUUCGAGACUGAAGAGGAGCAGCAAGCAUCACAGUCAUCGCCGCAUUCUGCCCUCCCCCCGACUCCUCGCCACCGAAAGACGCCCGCUCCAUGCUCCCCUCUUCCCUUCGACCUCGAGUGCAACGCCGGGCCAGCCCCGAAGGAUGAUGGACCUGCGCACGAGCAGACUCCACGUCUUUCACCGACGCCUUCGUGUCGCCCGAUCAGACGCCGCCACUCUUCGCCCUCCCCUUCUUUCCCACACCAGACCGCCUUCGCCGACGCUCCAUCUCAACUCAAGAAACCCCGCCUCACCAUCGACACCCAGUACGAAGCCCCCAAGCACCAGCCGCCGACCCCUCGCAGCGACUUCCUUUCCUUCGACCACCUCGACUCGGAACUCGGCACCCUCCCCUUCAAGGACUUGCUGCUCGGCAAGGGCGGCAUCACCUCCGUUUCGCAUCUCGCUCGCCUCGCCGCUUUCGACGGCGGCUCGCUCGGAGACUUUGUCGCAGGCUUCAAGCUCAGCGAGCACAAGAUCAACGGUGUCGACCACUCUCCGCUCGUCGAGCGCUUCGUCAAGGCUCUCAAGAAAGCCGUCGCGCGCGACGCAGCGCAACUCGCUUGA
Molecule: messenger RNA, 1554 nt
Organism: Rhodotorula toruloides NP11
Lineage: Eukaryota; Fungi; Basidiomycota; Microbotryomycetes; Sporidiobolales; Sporidiobolaceae
Exons: 4
Coding region: 1-1554 (517 amino acids)
Source: RefSeq, a predicted model, not a curated record